AUGCCAUACUGUAGCAUGGUUCGCUGUGUGCCGCACAAUCCAGCACAGGACGACGGCAACAUCGACGAUUGCUGGUUACACGAAAUACAGCGUAAGAUCUCGUCAAACACCCUGCCCCUGACGUUCAUGACAUCCAUAGAUCCCUUCAACACGCGGAAGACCGACUCAAAGGAGUACCUGUAUCUGUUCGUAAACGUACGCCUCGACCAUCGGAUCGUCUGCAUGAAGCUGGCACGGCAGAGAUCCUCAACAUCAAAGGGCUGUCACACCAAAUCGACAGCCACCACAAGCAAACUCGACAUCACCAAUACUAUUGUGGAGCUAUCCGUAGAGUCUUCUCCGCGCAAGCGGUGGUCGUCGCCUGCUUUCGAAAACCGAUCCCAAAGCCCAAGGGCCAUCGCAGAAGACGACCCCACCUCUGAAAGCAUGGGGCACCGUCAAAGUUCGGACGUUGAUGGAGAGGGCAAGGGAGCAUCCUGA
Molecule: messenger RNA, 480 nt
Organism: Colletotrichum acutatum
Lineage: Eukaryota; Fungi; Ascomycota; Sordariomycetes; Glomerellales; Glomerellaceae
Exons: 1
Coding region: 1-480 (159 amino acids)
Source: RefSeq, a predicted model, not a curated record